Messenger RNA from Amborella trichopoda, 1506 nucleotides. RefSeq names its product SNARE associated Golgi protein family. Gene Ontology annotation, biological process: autophagosome assembly. NCBI's taxonomy places the organism in Eukaryota, Viridiplantae, Streptophyta, Magnoliopsida, Amborellales, Amborellaceae. The record is from RefSeq and is a predicted model, not a curated record.
AUGCGAGCGAUAUCAACGUAUGGCCGCGCUUUGCAGAUAAUAUUCCCUCCUUCCUUUCCAAUCCUCUUCUCCCUCUCUCAUUUCUUCUUUGCAGAACAUCGACGGCUGCGAUGGAGGUCGUUGGCGCGAGUCCCAAUCUGGGCCGUCGGAUUCAGACCAGGAUGGCUAUUUAAGCGGCCUUGUGUAAUUUUUUUAGUAGAGAGAGAGAGAGAUGGAGAUGGAGGUGGAGACGAGUUUUGGAGAGAAGGCGAAUGUGGGUUCUGGUUUUCCAUUGAAGAUUUGGGAGGUGGUGGCUGCUUUCACCAUUGUUUUGGUGUUUAGUUUGGGGCUUUUUUGUGUUUAUUUGACGAUGCCUGCUUCUGAUUAUAGCUUCCUUAAAUUGCCUCAGAGCCUUGAAGAUCUCCAGGUGCUCAGGGGUCACCUCGAGACCUAUACAAGAGACUACACAGCACAAGUGCUUGUGGGCUACUGUGCGGUGUAUAUUUUCAUGCAAACAUUCAUGAUCCCAGGGACUGUGUUUAUGUCAUUGCUUGCUGGAGCCCUUUUCGGGGUCCUAAAAGGUGUGGCCUUGGUUGUUUUUACAGCCACUGCUGGUGCAUCUUCAUGCUUUUUCUUGUCAAAGCUCGUUGGGAGGCCACUUGUCUUCUCCCUAUGGCCAGAUAAACUAAGUUUCUUUCAAGCCCAGGUGGCUAAAAGAAAACAUAAGUUGUUAAACUACAUGCUAUUCUUGAGGGUGACCCCCACUCUGCCAAACACAUUCAUAAAUGUGGCUUCCCCAAUAGUUGACGUGCCCUACCAUAUAUUCUUCUUGGCCACUUUCAUCGGAUUGAUUCCAGCUGCUUAUGUCACAGUCAGGGCCGGACUUGCUCUUGGGGAGCUGAGAUCGUUGGGGGAUUUGUAUGAUUUCCAGUCAAUUGCCACAUUGUUCUUCAUUGGAGUAGUAUCAGUGACACCAACACUUGUCGGCAAGAAUAAAGAAGCAUAGAUAUUCAUAUGCAUGGGAGGGCAAUUAAGACGAUCAUACCCACGUGAUUAAGAUAAUCAUGCCCAUGCAAUUAAGCUUAUUAUGCCCCCUUAUAGUUUUUUAGGAAAGAUAGUACAGAACUUCCCGUGUUGAUUUUAUUGGAUUGGUACCAAUACAAAGAUUGUGUGCUCGGGUUAAGGCGAGAGAAACACAUUGUUGCUGCAAUGAUUGUGGAGCCAUUUCUGUCUUCCUGUGCAUAGUAGCAAAGUUUAGUAAUUGUUAGUUUGAAAGGCAGGCAUCCUUAAUGUAAAGUAUCACUCCAUGGCAAUCUCUUCCUGUACAGACAUGAUAGCCAUAAGUGGGAAAAAUUCAAUUGUUUCAACUCUGAUAACUUUUCGAGAUUCCACCACUUCACUUGUUAUCUUCCUUUAUAACAGGAAGAACGGUAUUCUGGAUCAAUUGAAAUUCAAAAGAAUAAGUGUAACAAUUGGAUGUCGUUGUAUCAAGUUUCUAGCUUUAAUUGUCAUAGAUAAUCUUUCAAA